CUCUUUUAAACCUUUUCUGUUAGUUCACUAUUCUAUUUCUUAACUUUUUUUUUAAUGUUUUGUUUUUGAUGUUUUUUUAAAUGUAUUUCAAAUUUUUAAAAAUUUCUUUUAAUGUAAUGUUUUAACAUCUUUGAGUUACCUUGUGUCUAAAUUGUGCCAUACAAAUAAACUUGCCUCGCCUUUUAAUAUUUGGAGAACUCUUUGACAUUUUCUGGCAAAUUCCAAUAAGACUAUGUAGAUGAAGGAGGCUGUGUUUUUUUUUUUUUAUCACUGAUGAUCAGUUCAAAAACUCCACAGUGGACUAAAACAGCCUCUGUGUUUCCUGUGUGAUGACUUAAACUUUCACAGCUUACCACUCCAAUCAUUUUGAGGAAAUUAAGUCCUUUUGCAAACUAUAUUCACACUUAUCAACCACGUCCACAGAUAGGUUCAAGGUCAAGGUUUCCUGCUCCUGUGGUUGCAUGCAGUAUAUUGACUUUCAGAUGUGCAGACUGGGAUCUGCAGAGAUGUGACGGCCUAUAACACUGCUGACCACCGGGUGGGGUUGUUUACCCACCUCAGAGGCUUGGUGGAGGCAGUCUUCCCACUAACGCCUCGCUGCAGUUUUACUGAAAAAUAACUGCUUAAUUAAGUCAUUUAUAUUAAAAAAAAAGUUUACCCGAGGGCAGACUGAAAGUGACUUGAAAGAAGACUUUGCCGUGAUGUCUGCGCAAUUGGUGCACUUAAUCAUCAGUAGUGCAGCGCUAAUGACUGCACAGCUGCGGGGGCUUAUGUAAAGAGCUUACACCUCCUAAGACAAUAAUGGUCACCUGGAGAACAAAUGAGGUGACGCUAAUACUCCGGAUGUGUCCGAUGAUGCGUCAGCGCGGCGGACCACUGCGCGCCUGUCCGAGCUCGUCCGGCACAACAGCAACACGGACACAGCAGCAGGUGCAAAAAAACUCUGGUUCCUCUCGUCACUUGUCUCCCACCUCGCACUGCUGCACCCCAGCCAUCCUGACAGCAGACCCCAGAUAUCCUCCUCCUGUCUGGAUGACUGAGGGAAGAAUCUCCAGACACGUAGCAUGGCUCGCUCCUCUCACCCCUCUGGCUGGAGGGAGAUGACAAAUGGAGGAGGGCACCCCCGCUUCACCAACGGAGGCCAGGCCGGGGGUUCCCACAGCACCACGCGCUACAUGCUGAAAAAACAGCACGGCCACAGACACAGGUCCUCCUCGCCGAUGGGCAGGGUCAUCCUCAUCAACGCACCUGUUGAUGGAGGGGAUGACUGUGAAGACCUUCACACAGUGACAGUAGAUAAAAGCCCAGAUGGACGUCUGGGUUUCAGCGUCCGCGGGGGCUCUGAACACGGACUCGGCAUAUUUGUCAGCAAGGUGGAGGACGACAGCUCUGCAGAGCAGGCUGGGCUGACUGUGGGCGAUAAGCUGGUGGAGGUGAACGGGGUCAGCCUGGAGAGCAUCACCAUGAGCAGCGCUGUGAAGGUGCUGACAGGAAACAACAGGCUGAGGAUGGUGGUGAGGCGGGUGGGCAAGAUCCCCGGCAUCCGCUACUCCAAGGAGAAGACCACAUGGGUGGAUCUGAUUCACCGGCGGAUGGUGGUGGAGGAGAGCGGGCGCACGCCGUCAGAGGCCAGCUCGGACAGCGCCCUCCGCCGCAUCGUUCACCUCUUCACCACGUCGGACGACUACUGUCUGGGCUUCAACAUCAGAGGAGGCAAAGAGUUCGGACUGGGGAUUUACGUCUCUAAACUGGAUCCUGGCGGUCUUGCAGAACAGCACGGCAUCAAAAUGGGCGAUCAAAUCCUCGCAGCCAACGGCGUCAGCUUCGACGACAUCACCCAUAGCAACGCAGUCGAGGUCCUGAAGAGCCACACCCAUGUCAUGUUGACCAUCAGGGAAGCUGGGAGGUACCCUGCAUACAAGGAGAUGGUGGCAGAAUACGGCUGGCUGGACAAACUGGCCAAUGGGGGCCCAGCACCACACUACCAGGGGUCAGACUCCAACUCCUCUGCUUCCUCGUUGUCCUCCAGCACCCCCCUCAGCUCCCUCAGUGGUCUCUCCCAGGUCCUUUUCCCUCCUGUCUUUGGCUCCGAGAUGGUAGACGUCGCCAUCUCCACAGAGGACCGCUCCCGACGUCCAAGCAGCGCCGAGCGAACUGCUGACACCGCCAUGCAGACUGACCCCCACCCUCCAAACUACCCAGACCAUCCCUCGCCCAAUGGGUCGUACCCCGAUAGGCCGGUCACCACAGAAACCAGCAGGACUGUAGGUUCCACUGUGCUGCUGAAGGACACGGUCAUACAUGGGAAAGGGGAAGGACCAAGGGAGAUGGGGGGAGCUGGGGAAGGGGGGCGGGGACGGACAAGGAUGCUGUCAACAGGGGACCAGGAAGUGGUGAAACACUCACCUAAGACUGCGGCGCUGAUGGCCCUGAGCAGACCACGGAAGCCAAUCAGACGCUCCCAGAGCCACAUCACUGUGUCAGAGGACAGACAAAAGAAGAAGAGGCAACAGAAGGAGAAGCGCUCUGCAGAGGGUAAAACGAGCCUGCAGCGAUCUAAAACCUUUGUCAACCUGUUGUUUAAGAAAGACCGCAAAGAGAAGAGUCGCUCCAAGUCACCGUCUCACCAUCCAGACAAAGAUAAGGAGCGAGGUCGUCCCUUCCAGCUCUUGACCUCCCCGAGGGAAUCCCGUGCGGGGGUCAAAGACAGCAGCCCGCUGGCCCGACCCGAGACCCUGCAGCAUGUGGAGGACAUGGCGAAGAGGCUGCUCAUCCACGACGAGGUGGCUGCCGUGAUGAGACACUGUCGGCGGUUUCUGUCCGACAAUGUGAUUGAAGAUUUAGUUCGUCCCCUUCUGGCCAUCUUGGAUCGUCCGGAGAAACUGCUCCUUCUCAGAGAAAUAAGAAUGCUGAUACCUACGACUGAGCUGGGUCAGUUUGACAGCAUGGUCAUGCCCUUCGAGCUGGAGGCGUACGAUGUUCUCAAGAGUCGCUCGUUGCGUUCUCCGGCUCUGCGCUCCCCUCGCAGCGGAACCCCUCGGCGUCACCUCAUCACCCCGAUCCCAGACUACAGGGGUGGGUUCCACCUCCAGCCGGUCCAGGACACUUUGAGGGAGCACGAGCUGAUCGAGGAGUUGGAGAGAUUACGUUUGUCCGGCCACCAGUCAGGCCACAUGCUUCCGUCCCGUGCCUUCACCCCUCUGCUGGAUGUACCUGUGGACAGCUACAUCUCCUCCACCACCUCCACCCUGCGCUCCCGCUCCCUGAGCCCCUCGCCCACCCACAGCUCGCUCCUCUCCGAAUCCCCACACAGCACCCAACGUGGGCGCCCACCCAGCCGCUCCCCAAACAGGAGAGAGGACAGGCCAUCGCCAUAUGACGAGGUCUCCUUGUUGUCGGUGUCUGACAGAGGAGACGGGGCUCCUCAACGAGGGAGGUCGCCUGUGAGGAACGGCCAUGGGGGAGCGAGGAGGGAGGCGAGUCCUGACAGCAUAGACGGCCGACUGAGCAGGCAGGAGGGCUACACAGAAGUCAGCGUACGUGUUCCGUCCCAGCGACGGGGGAGAACCCCUCUGGCUGAUGUGUUUGUCCCCCAGAGAGACAAGAGCCCAUCCACAGGCAGAGGGAGCAGUCAGCAGCUGAACGGACAUUCACAAAAUGGUCAUGGCGUGAGAAGGAGGGCAACUCUGCAGCCUGAAAAGUGCGAAAUACACACUUUGACCAUCUCCAAGGCCAAGCAGUCACUGGGUAUCAGUAUCUCUGGAGGUAUGGAGUCCAGAGUUCAGCCCAUGAUAAAGAUUGAGAGAAUCUUUCCGGGAGGAGCUGCGUCCACGAAUGAGGCUCUGAAGGCAGGGUAUGAGCUACUGUCUGUAGAUGGCGAAAGCCUGCAGGGAGUCACACACCAGCACGCGGUGGAUGUCAUUCGCCGUGCAUUCAGCAACAAGGCCAAAGACCCAAUGGUUUUUGUGGUCAAGGUCCCCAAGGUCCAUACCACCUCCACCAGCCCCAGGAGACCUGCUGACUAACCUCUGUGUGCCUCACAGCAAGACCUCAGCUCAGGCAUGAAGGACACCAAAACCCCCCUGGGAGUGAAUAAACUACAGUAUUCACUCCAGAGGAAGAAAUAUGGGACAGGUAGAUCUCCGGUCAUGGUGGCAAAGAAUGGAUGCACGGAAGCAUUUGUCCUGUGGAAGGCAGAGUUACGACAGGAAAGGGAGGAAGGUGAAUGUGUUGAAGCAGGUUUAAGGCUGACACAGUAGCUUAUUUAUCUGGAUAGAGAUUGUUUUAAAUCACUUUUGCUAUGACACAUUUUAAGAUUGUAAAUGUUGAAACUGCAACUUUUAUAGCAUGCAUAGGCAAACAUUUUUGCUAAAUGCAAACUUGCACAUUGACUGGACAAAAAGUAAGUGUUUGAUGAUAAGAUCCUUGGUUGAGAUUGUGCCACUGUUUUACACGUGGCAACUUUGCGUGACCUCUUUGCACCGUCUGAUAGUGGAGCCAGUGGUCUGCACAUUUCAGUUGGAGCAUCUCAGUCCAGCAGCUCUACAGGCCUGCCAGAGGGAGAUUACCCCAGCCUGCGUUAUGAGAUUUAUAGAUUUAUACCCAGAUUAAACCCCUGUAUUAUGUCAAAACUGAUAGUUUGGGUUUAGUGGAUGUCUGGGGGGAUUAUUACAAAUUGCUGCUCAGUAUUUUUGUGCUGUAUUUUUCUGGCAGAAGUGCUCUUGCUCUGGAGCAAUCCGCCACUUUAGAGGCUUAAUUACACCAUGCUGUGGACUGAGCUUAUGCAGACAUGUGGAGGAGUUGGAAAAACAUGUCAAUGAGAAAUGCAGGACAUGAACGCCGGUGGCACAGUUUAAAUCAAAGUAGGGUAGAGGGGCUGUGGGCCCCAAGGUAACUGGAAUAUAGCGUGCAUAGUGCCUUACUUGCAGGAAAGCACUGAAAUAUGUUACAUGGAGAUUGGUUUUAUAAGUGCUAGAAAAGCUCAAGGUGAAAUUUUUCAAUCCAGAUAUGCAAUUAAAUUUAUAAAUGAAA
Molecule: messenger RNA, 5031 nt
Organism: Acanthopagrus latus (yellowfin seabream)
Lineage: Eukaryota; Metazoa; Chordata; Actinopteri; Spariformes; Sparidae
Gene: pdzd7a
Product: PDZ domain containing 7a
Exons: 16
Coding region: 1065-4025 (986 amino acids)
Biological process (GO): auditory receptor cell stereocilium organization; sensory perception of sound
Cellular component (GO): stereocilia ankle link complex; plasma membrane; cilium
Molecular function (GO): protein binding
Source: RefSeq, a predicted model, not a curated record